AAACGUUUGGAUGCUUCGAGUACACGUGCGCGUGUCGUUUUGUGGAAGUUUAGUGCGUAGAGCCAAAUGCGAAGGUUUUUUAACCGAACGGAACUCUUGACAGACGCGAAUAUUUGUGGGAAUUACCGUUUAAGUUGACGUCCACGAUAAUUCACCCAGCCUUUAACAUGACAGAGGUUUCUUCAAAUCACUCUUCCAACGACACCGAAGGGUCGUAAGUAUUGUCUUUUUUAUGAAUUCGGAUAUUCUUAAAAUAGACUUCCGGUUUAUGUCAAACUUCUACGAAAACAAAGCUUUCCUUGAACCGAGCCGAUUCCUGCAGCAACAGUCGAUAAGUUUGUGCGAUUUAAAUACCAUUUGGAUUCCACCAUAAUUAUUGCUGGAGAAGAGUUCUGCUUUGACAUUCAACCCGUUUAGAAUUUUCAAGGUAAAAGAUUAUCGUUAUGUUCUCUAGAACUCCACUUUCUAAGCAAUAUUUAUCCACAGGAAUAUUCAUAGUACUUCAUACAGUGUCCACUUAUAUGCUAAACUUCAUGCGUGCUUCAGAAGAAUGUUGAAUGAACGUCGAAUGUCGGCCAUUUCGACAGCGUCACGCAAUGACAACGUCUUCAGGCAAACAUCACGCCGCAUAUCAGUUUAUUUUGACGAGUUUUAUAGGCACAAAGUUUUCAAAAAGAAAAAACAACAAACAAGCAAACUACAGGUAACUUAUUUAGAAAUGAGUGAAGCGCCUGGCAACCACAAGGUGGCAAAUUUGAUUUUCAAACUUUCAUUAAUCCGCGAAGGUUUCCAUGAAACGUCGUGGUUUGAACGUGAAUUUCUCAGACAAAUUUGACAUUUUGAUAAUUAUCAGAAAAGCUUGGCCACGCGUCACGCAGUCUCCCUUUGUAGAAUUCUCAGAAAGUUUCACAUACCACUAUUGUUCUUCAUGUGUAACGAUCACUUAUAAACCGAUAUGAUUGAUUGAUGUUUUUAUAUAUGUUUUGUUGCGUUACAGUUCAUGUGUACAGACUGAGAGGAAAUUUGAUCAUGGAUGUCUCGCUCCCGCGGUAAGUGAACAAGCGUCUGAACAGGCAGGAAGUGCUGAUAAAACAAACGGAUAAAGAGAUGGGAAGAUAAACUAUCUAGCUCCCAGUUUAUAAUUCUCUUUAUUUAAUCGAACUCUUUCCGCUUACUUCGUUCAUUCGUUUGUUCGUUCGACCAGUUCGUUCAUGCGUUGACAUGUUGUUGUUUUUCUUGUGGGGUUGUGUGGCCGAGUGUUUAGACCGCUGGACUUGUAAUCUGGUGGUCGCGAGUUUAAGUCUCCCAUCCUGCUACUCAUGGAGUUUGUUUUCAGUUGCCCCAAGUUCAACCCCUUUGCUUGCUGGUUGCCUCCACCUGGUCGGGUUUUUAUAAAAGACGUUUUGUGUCUUCGUUUCGUUACAAUUUGUUUCAGUGGAUAAGAAGAGCCACCUCGUAGAGUUUCAACAGCUUAAUCCCAUUAUUGUUAGUAUUAAUAUUAUUAUUAUUAUUAUUAUUAUUAUUAUAUGUAGAGCUUUAUUCACAACUCAGUCAGAAUAUUUUCAGAUGGAUACGGAACGAAAACAAAUCGUGCUUUAUGUACAAAAAUGUAUAUUGACUCCGAAGAACUUGCAUAGCUAAAGCAAAAUAAGAGUUCACUGGUAAAAUUAUCAACAUAAAAAGCAACUAUUUAGAAAUCAAUCUUUCAAAUAGUUGUGAAAGAUAAAUAGUCUAAAAGUCAAUAUUUAAAUAUUGUUUAUUAUCACUAUAAUUAUUAUAUUUCCAAGGCUUCGCAGCAGCACGAAGUAAGAUAUCGCUUUGAUGAACCUCACGAUGCUUUUGAAAUUCAUUUUUUUAAUUUUAUAUUAUCAUUGUUUUCUUUUUAUUUCUCUUCAUUUUUCGCUCAUGGGAUUCGUUCAGUUUGUGCGUUCGUUUAUUAGCCCAGUUUCUUUGUCCGUUCGUGGGUUCUUCAUUCGUGUUCGUUUUCCGUUCAGUUCGUCCUCGGUGCUCGUUCGUCAGCUGGUUCGAUCGGUUCGUUCGUUCAUUUGUUCUGCAGUUCAGUUCGUUUGUUCUUUAUUUCGUCUGUUAGUUUUGUUCUUUCAUUCAUCAGUUCGUUUGCUCUUUCAUUCAGUAGAUUGUUCUCAACCGCUCGAAAUUCUCCCCCAAUAGUCCAUUUUACAGUUGUGUGCUUGGUUUCCAAGCCUUUGAACAGAAGUAAGGCUAAGGUUGACCUUGAUUUCAUACAAAUCUAACAGUUUUUCAAUCGAAAAUUACUUUGUUAUCGAUCAUGCUAACUAGAUACAGGUCUCCAUCACAACAAGGUCACCUUCACCCUCUCUCCAAGUCAAAGGGUUGGUAACUAAGUACACAACUGUAAAAUGGCCUAUUUUACACAACACUAUUCUUCUCUUUUCCAUAGAUUGUCAUUAUUUUGAUACUGUCAUGUCUCAAACGUCGUAGCAGUUGGAAACUUGAAUAUUGCAAAGGAUACCCCGGGUUGUUAAUGUAAGUUGAAGCUCCGUUUCUAUCUUGGUAGUGGAAACAAACCUAUAAAUAAUGACUUUGGAGCUACAAUUUGUAUUUGUAUGUUUCAGACCAAUCAAUUUCUUGGGAGGAAUGGACAAAAUCAACAGGUAUACUAUCGCUAUUACCUUUGGAGCAACAGCCAGUACCUUCUUCUCUAACUCAACAUUGGAAUUCGCAGACCCACCAUGGUUAUCAGGUUAGCAGAUCCACAGGCUUCCCAAACAUACGAUGAUAGCAGAGUCUGCGCAUUGGCGAUUUUUGUCUUGAGAAUCUCUCGGAUUACUGCUAUUUGCAAAAGAUUUUGCGAAAAAGUGGAUUACUUAAGUUAGAGAGACUAUCAAAGGUCGGUACUUUUAAGGAAGGAAGGUGACAAUGACCACGGAUUUCUCUAAAAUGUUUUAUGCGAUAGAAUUGCUUUGCAGGAUAUACAGAGAACAAACUCAUGCGGAAAUGAGCAUACCCAUCUUCUUCAAUUACGCCCUACAUUAAUAUUAUGCCUUGCAUUAGGUUUAUUACCCUGCACUAACCACAAUGUGCGUUAUCUUUCUUUUUAGUUUUUUCUGCUCUUUUUUCUGUUCUUGAGUAUGGAAUCCUGUUCUACCCAUUUUUUGCCUGUUUGACAACUGAGAACAGACUGGCUGGCUCUUUGCUGGGUUUUCUUUAUGCUACCAUGAGGUAAGACCAAUGUCAUCUACAAAUAGGCCAUGACUGAAUCCUUUAACUCCUAUGAAUGUUCAAGACAGAAUUUCUCCUUUCAACAUCAAUUACAUAUUAGGCAGAAAAUUGAUGAGAAUGAAGAAAAUAUCAAGGAGGGGAUUAUAAGUUGAUCCAAUACCAAAUUCUCCAAAUUAACAUCCUCUGAUUUGUGUGGCAGACAGUAAGGGGAAUUACUAAUCUGAUCUUGGGAAUAAAAGGUAGUUUAAAAGCAGUUUUUGUUAAAACUUUCCGAAGGCAUUCGUUCAAAUUAGGAUUUCUCUUUCCUCCUCUUUUCUCCCCUACUGUGUUUUUUUCCUUUAUUUACGUUUGGCGCACGUUCAAUGUGACGAAGGGUUGACGUUCGAAACGACAGCUUUUUUACUCUUUACAGUAGCUGAGUUACGUUUUCAACUCAGUUGUUAACACUAAAUUACCUGCUAUCCUCUCGCACCGACGCAGCACCACAGUUUCUUUAUUAUUUUUGACAGUCCGUUUCUCCACCAGCCAGUCGGUCAGUAAACUAUUCAAUUAGACGGUAAACCAGUCAGUCAGGCAGUCAGUCCCUUAUAUAGUUAGUCAGUCAGUCAGUUAGCCAUUCAGUUAGUCCAUCGGUGAACCAGCCAGUUAGUCAGUAAGUGAAUCAGUCAAUCAACCAUGAAUUGUUUAGGUGUUGAAAGAAUAAUUCGUAAACUCCCACAAAAACACAGUUAUAUCUUUUUGUUUUUCGUUCAUUAUUUUCAGAUUCAUCGUUGGACUUGUGAUUGAAUUUCAGUGCACGGAAUCUUAUGUAGUAAGAAACAUAGUUUUAAUAAUAAAAAUAAUAUUCAUCAUCAUUAUCAUCGUCAUCAUCAUCAUCAUCAUCAUCAUGUAAAUAUCUGGCAUUCGCCAAGGUGCUUGUUGUUAUAGUAGUUAAUCUAUUUUCAUUCCUAUUUAUUGAUUUUUUUCCGAUGAGCCAUUGGCUAGGCACAGUGGUCAAAUUCUGCUUAUAUAUAAAAGUUAUAAAGACUAUGAGACGUGCUUUUGGGCUGUCAGAACCAAGUUGACUCACAAAACUGAGUCACCAAACACCACGCAGGUUAGUGAGUCGUGGUGUUUUAGAACUGUAUGACCUGAUUGGUGAAGCUCGAAACAGAAUGGUAAAUCAACGGGAUACCCGUGCUUGAAUAACCUUUGUGUUCAAUAAGUCUCGAGUUUUCCUUUUGUUUUAUUUAUUGGUUUCCUGAACAUUCCAACUUUUUUCUGCUUAGUUUGUGAGACAGCGGUUCAUAUGUUUUCCUCAGGAACUUUACGCGGGAGAUUGGCGCGCGAGCGCCCAAAUUUGAUCCCCUCACGCAUGCCCUAAGCUUGACCGCUGAGUUGCGCGCGCUGGUGUGUUUAAUCAUUCACCUCCUCGCCCUCUCGUCCCUUCCUUUGUUCUUUCGUUUGCUCGUUCUUGCGUUUUUUCGUUUGUUUAUUCCUGAGGCUAGUCGACUAAAGAAUUCAUUCUCUUAAGCCACCGAGCUCUGCUCUGCAUGAACUUGCAAAUUGAAGUUUUCAUUUUAUUCUUUUAGGAAGAUAUAAAAACCAAGCAAUAUAUUGAAUUCCUUGGCAAAGUUCCCACUUACCUCUGUCUACUGUUCAUUGCUCUGAGGUUUGCUGUGCUACUUGUUUUGCAAAUAAAGCAGUGCCGAGUGCUGUCAUCUUGGGUAAGUUCCGCUUGUUAAAAAGACGAUGUUACUCGUUUAUAGUAUGAAAAUUUAAUUUUAAAAAAAUUAAAUCACGAAAAAUUCCGCUGAUAAUCAUCCCGCGAGGUAAGGGAAUAAUCAUUAUUUUAACCUGGGGGGAGGGGGGGUUGGUGGGUGGUUUGCAGGAUUUUGGGGAGAUGACAUGGCUUUUAUCACCGGAGGGGAGAUUAGUCGGCCAGAAUUUAUCUUUGGGUAAUCUCUCCAAAAUUCGUUGCCUAUUAGGGAGGAUACUAGAAUACUACAAAGGCUUAGUUAGGGAAUCAGGUAAGUUUUAUAGCGAUACAAGCAGAAUCCUCCUAUUUUCCGUCAACUCCCCCCCCUCCCUUCCCGAUAAAUGGAGACCGAUUCCUAAAAACGCCGUAAUUUUCUAUCAGUCCGAUGGAAACAUUUUGAAUUAUGUGUCAGGUGGUAAUCUCGACAGUAAAAUCUCAGAUUUUCUUUUCCAUAUAUGCUCCCGUUUUGUUUAUUAUUAUCUUUCUGGUGUCUAUGUACCAACGAUCCCUCUCCACUGCCCCUGAAAACUAUGUGAUCCCCCAAGCAUCAGCCAUCCCCAAUAUGGAAAGUUUCCAACGACUCUACUUCUUCCCCAAAACCACAAAUUUAUGCAAAUUUCGCAAAAUCCUUUCUAACUUCUGCACUGUACAGCACUAUUCAGAAAUUUUGGGGGCUGAUGAACAUCACACCUGUUUGAUCGAAGCAUCAGGGCGUAUUCACGUCAAGCAGCUGCUGACUUUAGGAUCGAAUACGUAAGUAUGUUGUUCUCCUGUUUAGCCCAAAGAUGACAUGGGGUUGGCGUUCAAAAUGUGGCUGCUCGCUUGUGCAUGUGCAAAUUAGGUGGAGUGCUUUCAGUUUGUGAAGCUCAAGUUGUGUCACAUGAGUUAGUAAGUCAGAGUAAUUUAAAGGCGUAUAACUUUUGUGGUAAAGCUCAAAACAGAUUGGCAAAUCAACAGGAAACUCGUACUUGAAUAAGCUUUGUGUUCGAAAACUCUCGAGUUCUCCUUUUCCCUACUUUUGUUUCCUUUCACAGAUUUCUAAUAAGAUUUCAAUUUUCUUUCACUCAUAUUGUAAGACAAAAGUUGUUUCUCAUGCUUUCCUUUGAAAUUUUGCGCGGGAAAUCAGCGCGCGGCUGGCCAGAAUUGAUCUCCUCGUGCAUGCCCGACGUGCAGACGCUGUGUCUCUCUCACCCAGCCCCUCUCCCAUGAAAUUACUUCCCCAAGAGAUGAAGAGAGGAGAAACUGGGAACGAUUUUGGGUCGCUCGUAGACUUACGAAUUGUCGCGAGUGGAGAACAAUCAAAACACCACUGGUGAGGUUCGUGAUUUUCCCCAGAAUUCAUCCGGUAAAUUCCAGAAGGUUAACUGGAACUGUUUGGUAAUUCGAUUCGAAAAUAGUCUAUCACUGGUGCGAAAUAGGCAUUAGUCAGUAAGCGACCGUCCAUUACUCAUCGCAGGGAAGGAAGGGGAAAAGGGGGUCUCUCAUUAGGCUCUGUGAUAUUGUUUUGAUCCCCCUUACUGGCAGUUAUAGAGCAGUUAAGUUUUUAUAGUAUCCCUUUUAUACCUUACUAACAACGACAAAUUCCCCCUCAUUCCCCCCUGAAAGCCAUGCGACUCCCUCCCCUCUACUACCACCUCAAAAAAAUCUUUUGACCCACCCCCUUCCCCAGUGAUGAAUAAUGCCCGGCCCCUCAGUGGAAAACAAUUGUUAUCCUAUAAAGCUAAAGUAGAAAUUGACAUUGGAAUAAUUAAGUUCCAGAACCAUGGCUGACGAGAAAUGGUACAAGAGGCUGAUCUGUAAAAUCUACAGACCGAGAGGAGGUUGGUUCCAUCAAUCUGAUUGCUUCUAAUAGACAAUAAAACUCUUUUGGUUGGAAUUUAAUAUUGAGAUUAACUUCCAAUAUUGCUUAACCCUGUAACUCCCAUGAAUGACAAAGAAAGAAUUUCUUCUCACAAUAUCCUUACAAUAUCAAGUACACAAGUGAUGAGAAUGAAGAGAAAUAUCAUUUAGGGGAAUAUCAGUUGAUCCAAUACAAAAUUCUCUGAACUGACAUCGUAAUAAUUGUAUGAAAAACAGUAGAGAGAAUUGCUAAUGAGAUCUUGGGAGCAGAAGGCUCAAUGACAAGAGGGAUAGUCAGUUGAUCCAAUACGAAAUUCUCUGAACUGACAUCGUAAUAAUUGUAUGGCAAACAGUAGAGAGAAUUGCUAAUGAGAUCUUGGGAGCAGAAGGCUCAAUGACAAGAGGGAUAGUAAGGGGGUAAGUUUCUAAAGAAACAGCGGUGCUGCGUUGGUGGGAGAGUAUAAAAAAGAAAUUUGGUAUCAUCACCUGAGGUUAAAAGCGUAAACUGGCCUCCGUUAAGAUUUCUAAAGCUGGAAGUUGGAGCGUUAGCCCUUCGUUAAUCGCUCUGACGAAGGGCUAACGCUCGAAACGUCAGCUUUGAAACUCCUUACGGCGGCAAAUUUACGUGUUCAACUCAGUUGAUAAUACUAAAUUCCCUAGUCAAGAAUUACCUCGGUGACGAAUAACCGAUGAAAAUUGACCUGCCGGUUUCUUUAUCGAUUCUACGCUCCUUGCUAGACAGUUUACCCUUUAACUCCCACGAUCUGAUUGCCAACUCUUUCCUCAAGCUGUUAUACAUUUCCUUGUAAAUCAGUUACGUGAAUUUGGUGUUAGGUCAAGCGAGAUACAACUUCUACUCAAAACGUUUGAGUGUACAGCUUACCUGUUUUCCUUUUUACCUUUUACUUUAUUGGAAGUUGAAGGGUUAACACUCGUGUUCUUUUUCACUCUCACGAAUUGGAGGUGCAUUUGUUAAUGGUGCAUGCCACUCAAAACUAAUUCAGUGUUUUAUUUAGUUCUUUUCAGGUACUUUCCUGAUAUUUUCUUAGUUCAGUUUAGUUUUGUCUAUAUUCUAAAUUUUUGAUUAAUAGUGUUUGACAAAAAUAUGAAACUGAUACAUAGAUUUUAUUUCAGAUUUUAAAUUCUCAACGCAGUUAAUUUCCACCUUAGUGGUUGCAGGAAUAAUUGUGUUUCAGGUCAGUUUGAUUUUUCCGUGUCAUGUAACUGCAAUGACUUCGGUUGCGCCCACUGUUCACAAGCUAUCUGGAUAAAUUUUCUACCGAAAACGGAGCUAUUAAAAAACCUUCUUCACAUUAAAACGCAGCCUUAAACUAAGAUUGGAGCAGCUUUCCUCGCAAAUUCGCAUAAAUUUUCGCUGCAUUAUUACGUAAAAAAAUAUCGUAUUUUUUCACGUGUGUUGUAACAGCUUUUAUUACAUAAACUGCGGUGUUACACAAGGAUUUCCGGCCCGGAGAAAAGCCGUAACAACACACGUGAAAAAAUAUCGUGUCUUUUUACGUGUGUUGAUAUAGUCAAUCAGCUGCUUACACGUUACUCGCCUUUGACGUCACACGGCCAGGUUGAUGAAUGAACGGCCUUCACGAUUCUCAAUACAAGUUGUUUGUCGGAGCUUUCUGGCGGCUUAAACACUAAACAAUCCGUAUCGCUAACAGACAAUGAGGUUCAAACUUUCCUAGAAGAGGAAGAAAACCAAUAUACUAAAAGAAAAGCCGAAAGUUGCGUAUUCAGUGGCUUUGGUGGUAGCAUUUCUCUCGGCUGAGAAUAAAAAUCGACUACCAGAUGAUUUGCUACUGGCCGAUUUUGGCCGUUUACCUGAAAGACUUCUCCUGCCGGUAAGAACAAAGUCAAUAAAUGAGAAUUUUGUAAAUCGAAAAUUACGGCCAUUGUUGUUUUUAUAAUCAUGAUUCAACGCAUUUUUCCAUCUUAAGAGUGAGCGCCAACGCACUCUACCAUUGUUAUUCGAGGAUUGUUGAUUCAUUUAUUUUCAUUCAUUAAUGAAGUCGGCUUUUCUUCCCCACUGAAGGGCUAUUGUGUUUAUAUGAUAAACAAAAUAAUACAGGGUUGCUUGCAGAUAUGGAAUUUCUCUUAUCGUGUUCAACUUGACAUCUCACGAGUGAGCGCAGCAGUUAAACACUCGAAGAGAAAUUCCAUAUCUACGCACGCCCAUGUAUUAUUCUCUAUUUCUCAGGGCUGGAAGUCCUUGUAUAACACCGUAGUUUUUAUGAUAAACGCCAAAUAAUUAAAAAAAAUACUAUUUCUUCUUAUAUUUUUUUUCAGGUUAUGUUGCAUUAUCUCUCGUUGUUUGAUUACUACGAAAAAGAAGUUGUCUCGUCUUGUGUUCACGACCCCAUUUGUCGGGGAUUUGUUCCUCUCUUAUUUCGUAAGUUUAAGGCAUUUUUUGGAAUCUAUUGGUGAAAAUAAACUAACUGUUUUGUAUAGGAACUAUAACCUUGUAAGUAAUGUGUUUUGUAACUCCCCCAGUUUUAUUCCGUCAGUCCCCACUCCGCCAUUCCAUCCACUUGCCAGUCUGGUAUUUUCUUCAGAUAGCCAAUCUUUUAUUAAAAUUAAAAUUACUUUAGUUACUGACGUGAGUCAAAAGAAAAAAAAAACAAGCUUAAAAUGUUGCCAGCAAGGACAUGGAUGAAUACACAAAAAUCUCGCUUUCUCGAAAAAUGGUGUCACUCGCCACCGGAGUUAUGUUGUAAUAUUCAAGACCCGCAAUUGUGUGCAAUUCUGUCGAUCUUGAUAUGCUUUACAAGUCUCGAACCCAGAUCUAACCGUGUGACUGUAACUGCAAUUGACCGUGGAAGGUCUGGGUGAUGAAUAUGAAAGCGAUCUUCUUAGUAAUGAACACCAUUUAAGCAGUAGUGGGCAUAAGGCCUGAAAAAAAUUCAGGUCUGUUUAGGAUUUGAACCCAUGACCUUUGCGUUACUGGCGUAGUGCUCUAACAACUGAACUAACAAGCCAACUGGGUUUAUUACAACCCAGCAUAGUGCGAGACCAGCUCCCAGUUUUCAUCAAUCACUGCAAAGAUCGCGUAAAUAUUCAUUUCUGAAACCGCAGUUCACAUAUAUGAUAUUUGUACCUUCAAAGUCAAACGAGACUAAUGUUGUACUUUACUGUGACUUGAAACAGAUGCUUUGGAGGGAGGAGUUAUUACAGCAGCUACCGUUUCUAUUUUGUUGAUGCUGCAUUUUAUGAAAUGCCACAGGUAGGUUAAAUAAGAUUCGAUGUCCUCACGAUCAUUGUGUUUUUGUCUUCUUGGGAGAUAAGAAGAACAGUAUGGAAAAUAUGCAUAAUGAUGAUGAUGAUGAUGAUGAUGAAAGGGUUAAGUCUUCUACAUGUAAAUUAACAAUUGGUUCAUACGUCAGCAUGCGUUCCUCGAGAUAUGAAGCACGCGGGAAGUUUGGAGAGCACGAAAGAUGCGUAAGAGCUUCUUGAGUGUUCUCCAAACUUCCCAAGUGCUUCAUAUCUCGAUGAACGCACAGCUGAUGCAUGGACCAAUUGUUUUAUAACAGUUUUAACCCGAUGGAAAAAUUUUUUUCGCGAUGGAUUUGUUUGCUGACGUCAUGAGCGUGCACAAUAGGAAUAUGAAGCACGCUCGUGCAAUUGAAUUUGAUGAGGCAAAUUUACGAGAUAUGUCAUAAUUUACUUUGAAGGAGGAGAAAGGACUGAUAAUUCGCUAAGCUCAAGCAUCUUGCUAAAUAUCCCACUCUUUUAAACCUUUCAGAUCUCAUUAUUUCACCAAUCUUACCUGCUCAGUACUCCAUUUGAAUGAUAGCUUACAAAUAUGUUAUUUUUGAUUCAAGAGACAAUGUGUUACAGAUGUAUCGAGGCCAAAGAACUUUUUUCCAAGACGUGACUGUCUCUCCUGCGAAUUUAGUGGUGGGUUACUAUGCCUUCUGCUUCCAGUGUUGCGUUACUUUGUGCUAUAGUUCGCGUUACAUAGUUUGUGUUGCAUAAGUUUAUACGUCGCCAGGUUUUGACUGACAGUCUUGUAUGUUGCUAAGGGCCACGUGCGCCUGGAUUGGAUAAGACUUUGAGGGUUAGAUAUGAUACAAAUAUAAAAUACAGUCUUUCGGGUGAAGACAAGUGUAAUUUACGAACUAGCAAGUGUGUUAUGAUUGCAUGUGCGACAGUUACUAAUGCUCAAAACCCUGACAUCUCACGACUUUGACUUCUUUGCAGCCAGAUCUCGUUCGCGUUCGAACUUAUCAAGUCAGUAAGACAUCGGGCAAUUUUGGUUAUUGAUCAUGCUUAACCUGUUUUCUUGGAAUUAUGAGACCCUUUCCUCCAACAACGGACCCUUGGAAACGAGUUUACAUCAAAUGUUGAGUGACAACACGUGUCACUCACAACACGUGACUGCAGCAAGACAUAAAAAUGACAAAACCCGACGUCACUUACUCACGUGUACUAGUUCGAUUACAACCAAGAACUUUCCAUGUUAACAAAAGUGGUUUAUUUUUUACUGAAAACUUUAUGUUGGUCACUGUUGUUUCAGGGACAAAGUUUGUUAUUUUCUGGAUACCAGAUUGCGUUUGUUCUAACAGGUAUGUAACAGGCAUUUCUGAAAAUUUACAAUGUAAAAUAUUUUUUCUACAAGGUGUCAAAUCGUAAUGGUACUGUGAUUAACAAAUAUUUUUACCUGGGGUAUGUUGGGCUAUUUUUUAAGCUUUUCAACUAAUGACAUUUAUUAUUAUUUUUAGGAUACACUGUAUUGAGUUUUUUCCUGGCCAUCAUAGUUGUCAGCCUCACUGCCAUUUUCAAGUACAUCGAUUUUUUAGUUUCACCGGAAAUGUUAGAGGUGUACAAAAAUAUUGGACAGGCCUUUGCGUAAGUUUCAUGCUGCUAGAUUCACUGUUAAACAUGAACUUUACCAAUUUGUUUCCUUCAUUACCUUAAUCAGUUUGAAAUAAACAUUCCGUCAACAAUGGGAAAGGAGAAGGAUACUCCUUGCCCAACUGCGCAAAGUAGAGUACAAAAGACGGGCAGACAGAGGACAAUUAUCCUGUCGUACUGUACAGUUGGUUUUUUUGUAUUGUAGUGGAUACCUGUUUAACUGGUCGACUGCGCGCGACUGUGCUUCUUUGCUUUCCCCGUCGUACGCGAAAUGAGCAGAAAUACUUGACAGAAAAAAAUAAACAGUUAGAUAAUAAAUAACUUAUCCGACAUUUUGGUGUGGUAUUGUUUAGUAAUUUACUCUCUGUUUACAUUAAGGCAUAACUCGUUCACUUACUCAGCGAGAAUACACACCAAAACGUCUUACAGGAUAUAUUUAUACCUCAUAUUGAUCGAGUUCGAGGUCCAUACUGUAAUAAACGGACCGAGUACUCUGCUUAGAUUUAUGGCCCUGGUGCGAAGCGCGCGGGAGGGGGGUCAAUCUCGGUCAAUUUUUUACAGUGCUUACCUCAAACACGACUAAUCAGAGGUGGCGUCCUUCCCCUCCUCCCCUCAGUGUACGCCUUCCACCCCUAGCACUUCCAAGGGAUAAUGGAUUUUUUUUAUGAAUGCCAUUUCAGGCCACCAGUUUGCUUGGCAAUUUGCUUGUGGCUGUACCAGUUAUUCCUCACCUACUACGUAUUUCGAGACAGAGACUUUCCGAAUAUCACAAUCACUGUUGAUAACAGGCAAGUUCAUACGAAAUAAGUAAGUAUUUCAUGUGCCAUUUUUUUCCUUUUUUCUUCUUCUCCAUUUUCUUACUGAGAUGGUUUUUCCACAGACGGUUUUACUCCAUUAUGUCCUACUUCUUCUUCUUCUACAAUAUACUCCUUGGACUGUUCUCCUGCAUCAUGCGAAUUCUAAAAGGCAUGAUUUUAGGAGUGAUCUUCAUCUCUCGAAUCGACCGAACCUCACUUAUGCAGGGAUUCCAGACUUGGGACAAAGGUAUGGAAGCAAGGGGGGAGGGGUGGGGAUUAGUUGUAAACGUUAGAAAUCGGUCGUGAUGAGUCACGAUCAAUCUGCUUGGAGGUGAGCCAGGAAGAUUGGUUCGAAUUCAGCAAGUCGAGGCUUAAAAGUAAAUUCUGUAGGAGAAAUAAUUAUCAUCAAACGACGAACUCGUCUAAUAUAAUAAAAGACAAGAAAAAAACGAACGAACAAACAAAAACAAAACAAAAUGAGGCAUUUUUUUUUCUGUUCUUUUGCGUGUUCGUGGGUAUGUUUUUAGUUUGCUUGCUAUUUCAUUCGCUCAGGGUCUUCAUGGUAUCAUCUUUUUUUAACGCUAUUUUCCAGCCUUCGUGGCAUAUCUGGGAUUCAUCCACAUACUGGUGGCUCACAACCACCCUGUUAUGCUGAUGUUUUGCCAGCUGCUCAUCAACAGCAACAAGGAUCGUCAAUAUGGCACAGUGGGGAGGGAGGGUAAGGAAGAUACUAACAGUAUUAGAGGAGUAAAGGGUUUGGACUCAGGGUUUUUUAAACAUUUAGUCUUCGACUCCAUCUAAAACAAAAUGAUUAUGAUGAUAACGGUAUUGAUAACGAUAACGUUGUGGAAGGAUUAGAUUAACGAUAAAAGUUGUGAUAAUAAUCGAGAUUAUGAUGAUGAUAAUUAAAGUGAUAACGAUGAUGAUGAUAAUUGUAGUGAUAACGAUAAUGAUGACGAUGAUGUUGAUUAUUAUUACCAUUAUAAAAUGAUAAUCGAGCUGUUUGUUGAGCACUGAAGAAACUGAAGUAAAAUAAUUGUUCAAUAUCUUAACUUUUCAAAUUUAUUUCCAAUGAAAACAUAAAAAAGCUUUAAUGCCUGUAAAUAUAAGGAAUUGAAUAUGGAAGCGAUCUUCGAAGUAAUGAACAAAGAAAUUCAGGCCUGACAGGAUUUGAACCCAUGACCUCUGCAAAGCCUUUACAGCGCUCUACCAACUGAACAACUGAACCGGAAACGCAGUGAAGCGCAACUAAUCAGGGGGCGUAGGGCAUUUUAACAGCCUCUUCGGGCAGGCGUCUUUUCUCCCCUCCCCCGCCCCCCUACCCCCACUGUCCACUCUAACUGCAAAUCAAAAAUUGUCGGUCGAACAAACGAUCGCGAGCUUUUAGCGGCAGCUCGCACUAACAAGACGCCUGCACUUCAGGCUAUCGAAGUAAUGAACAAAAAAAUUCAGGCCUGUACAGGAUUUGAACCCAUGACCUCUGCAAUGCCUGUAUAGCGCUCUACCAACUGAACUAACAAGUCAACUGGGGGCUGGUAAUUAUAUUGGUUCCAAAUAAACCCGUCUAUAAGUAGUGUUCAAUGCUGCGAAGAUCGCUUCCAUAAUUUAUUUAUCCGCAGUUCAUGUACAUGAUUUUCAUUUAUAUUUACGGUCAUUUAAUCACCACCCUUAUCAGUUCGAGCAAGUAAUUUUCGUUAUGGCGGAUAUAUAGAAAUUGUAUACUUUCGGGAGUUUUUCGUCCAUCGAUGGAUCAUCUUUGUUCACUCUAGAGUUACCAGGCCUAUGUGUACAAAAUUCGCAUUCAGAGGAUCAGAGUUCUGCUGGUGAGUUUCGUCGCUUUUAUCUUGUCCCUUUUUGGGAAGAAAAAACAUUGGCGAUUAGUUGUGCCACCAGUGUAACAUGUAAUGACAAACUGUCAUUUCUUUGUUUUUGCUUCUGUAUUUGUUUGUAAGUUUGUUGUUUGUUUGCCUUUUCCAAAAAUACAGAACAUUAUGUCUAGCUUGGGCAACUUGCUUUAAGAUUUGAGGAGGAAGUUUGUUUCAUUCGUCUUUUUUUCGGAUUCAUUCUAGUACACGUGAGUAAGUGACGUCGGGUUUUGUCAUUUGCAUGUCUUGCUGCAGUCAAGUGCACGUCUGUUGCCACUCAACAUUUGAUGUAAAACACCUUCAUAGCAUAUUCAACACAUUCUUAAAAGGUGAAAUUGUUUAAGAAGUUUGAAGGACCAUCUACCUAGUCUCCUUCUUGGCCGUUUUUUGUCACGUUCCGCAGCGCGAUCUAUUGGAGGGGAGAGAGGGCGUUGCGUUACGAUAUCAAACAACAGCUGCGACCUACAUUAGAUUGCGACCUAGACUAGUUGGCUUGACUGGUAUUCCAUACCAACCAAACCAAUCGCUUUGGCUUUGUUUUGUUUACUUUUUAUUUAAUUUUUGUCUGUUUGUUUAUUGAUUUUUCUUGUUUUGUUAAAGGUCAUCCUGAGGCCCGUGUAUUCCGGCCACCACACAUGUCUCACCAGGCGAUCAACCGCUGGUUCCUUGCUUUCACGCUUCUUCGAAAUCCCUCUCUCGUGAAGUAUCGCCGGCGGUGUGCCAGAGAAGCCAAAAAAUGUAGCGUCUCUAUUAAAGAUGCAAACUAUGGAUCCGUCACACCGAUUUGAUCUCGGUAAUUUCUUUUUCCAAAUUGAUUCACCCAAUAAUAAAAAUAGAACUUCCAGCUGAAGUAACAAUUCGAAGGGUAAUUGGUCUCGCUCGUCGCAAUCUUCUAUUCAAAACUUUCAACUCUGUUGUAGUCUUGUAUGUGAGGAUCAGAUCUGUGUAUAGUGUCUUAUAUAGGUAGCAGUUUAUAACUGCGUGAAAAUGCACCUGGCUAUUAUUGCCGUAUUACAAUUCUUAAUUCUUUUUUUGUCCCUCGCCAGAAAAAAGGUGAACCCUCUCGUCCCUUGUCCGAUUAACCCUUUAACUCCUGUGAGUGACCAAAACAGAAUUUCUCCUUACAAUAUUAACAUAUAAUUAAGCAGAAAAGUGAGGAGAAUAAAGAAGAAAACUCAAUUAGGGGACUACAAGUUGAUCCAACACCAAAUUCAUGAGUAUUUUAUGCCAGACAGUAGGGAGAAUUACUAAUGAGAUCUUAGAAGUUCAAGGGUUAAACCCCCUUCCCACUUGUACUCCUGAUCGAAGUUCUAAGGUGAUUGAUCGAUAUUUUUACGAUGUUCUUUUUAACUGGCUGUAAGAGGACUCUUAGUUUAGCCCAA
This is a messenger RNA of Pocillopora meandrina, 15685 nucleotides long. Lineage: Eukaryota; Metazoa; Cnidaria; Anthozoa; Scleractinia; Pocilloporidae. The record is from the annotation of a GenBank genome assembly.